Messenger RNA from Cloeon dipterum, 1957 nucleotides. RefSeq lists its product as uncharacterized. Bases 148 to 1122 code for a protein of 324 amino acids. Lineage: Eukaryota; Metazoa; Arthropoda; Insecta; Ephemeroptera; Baetidae. The transcript is spliced from 11 exons. The record is from RefSeq and is a predicted model, not a curated record.
GGAGCCGGCUCAGUGUGGCUGCGAAGACGCCACCGAGUCUGACUCUGGCUGCGGACGGUCGCUGCUGAUGCGAGAGCCAGUCUGCUUCGGCCAAACUCACUGCUAGCAACUAACCACUUUGGAGAGGCUGAUCGGACGCCGACGAGAAUGAAUCAUCUGCAACAAAUACUUUGCUUAGUCCUGGUGGCAGUUGCGACGCGCAGUUUUGUUUCCACGGCAGCAAUCGAGAACGCCACCCCGUCAAGUGCAAACAAGGUGAACGCUCUGGCUGCCGUCGCGCCCCCGCAGCAACAGCAGCAGGAUGACGUGGCCCAGUUGAAGAGCCUGAAGGAUGCAACAAAGUUGACGCCAGCGAAACAAUCUGCCGCAGCCGCCAAACUGCCUGCGGAUCUGGUUGCCAAAAGACUAACGCACGCAGCGUUCCCGAGUGCGUCGCAACCGCUAGUUGGACCCAGGUCUUUGGAUGUCGUGGCGCGCGAAAUGGGAGUGACGCCGAUGCAGCUGGCAGAAUACGUUUUCUGGACAGGUGACGAGAGGGGUGUCUCGCUCGCCAUACAAGAGUUUCUUCAGCAAGGCCUGAUUUCCCGAGAGGAGGCAGUGACGUUUUUGCGUGAGAUCCGCCAGAGCAUCAGCAUCCUGCAAAAUUAUUACGCGGAGAGAAAGGCAGAGCAACAGGAGGUGGAGCAAGAAGCACUGGAAAGGGCGGCCGCCCUGCAGGAGGCACUGGCAAUAAGUCGGCUGAGGCAAGAGCAGCAGAAGCAGCAACAAUUACAGGAGAGCAAGGCCAUGAACGAGGAGGAGUACUCGGACCUGCUGCAGCACCUCAAAGAUUCUGACGCUCAAUUCACCGAAUUCUCGCUGGAGGAGGUCAUUUACCAGCUGGCGAAAAUGCUUUUCUCGCAAAAUCUCGUCACAGGAAAUGGGCAGGCUGAGGCGCAGAAAGUAAUGAAAAAAUUUUCCUCGUUCUUGAAAGAGGAAAAAUCUCAAAUGCCACAACAGCUGCAGCGAAAGGUUUUCGAAGUUUUGAGCGCGGCUCUGGUGGACGCGAUGCGCGAGCAGCCCCUGACCGACGCAGCCGUCUCAACAGCCGCACCUGCCAAGAAGCCGAGUAGAAAAACCUAAAACCUCACUGACCCCGAUCCUUCAACCCCCUCACUCAAUCAAUUACUGCGAAAUUCGCAACAUAAUGCAAUUUUUCUCAUUUGAAAAAAGUAGGACCCUCACGGAGCGGACUGGACUCGUAACUCUCAGCUGAAAUGCAAAUAUCAUGUCCCGCGCGUGUAAUAAGUUUGAUAUGCUGUGCGAAAACAAAUAAUCUGUAUGUGAAUUUUCCAGUCUGCUCUGUUUAAAAAAAAUGCCACACCGAAUUGUGUUGUUUCUAUUCAAUAAAAGAAAAAAGCGAAUAAUUAAAUCGUUAGUGCAACAUCUCCCAUAAUCAACGAAACAUUUGCUUUACCAACCGGGUUAGACUUUAUAUAUCUAUUUAUGUAUCAAAACGCACUUCUUGCAAAAUACGACUGAAUUGGACUGCUUGCGAACUACUAAAUUUAAGCAGAUGAAAAUGUAAUUUACCUUCCAUAUGGCAAAAACGGGCUUGCGAAACUUGUAACCUCAACAUACACCUCUGUAAACUAGUGGACUAUUAUUUCGAAUUAAACCCUAUUCACUGUCUAUCCUCUGCUUGCAAUUUAGAAUGAUGGUUGGAAUUUGUGCGUCGGUAUGUAGAUGUUUAUUUGCCAAUAAAACCAGUCAGAACGUAAUAAGACUCGACCAAAAGGUGUAAAAAAGAGGAAAGCGGAUGUCUAACAAAACGUUCUGGCUCUUUCGCUUCAAGCUGUUGUUCCGGUGAUGGCGAAUUGCGACCGAAAUUCGCAUCAGCGGAAAGAAACGGCGAGCAUGUAUUGCGACAUAUUUUAGAGAAAUCGAUUAAACGUACAUUACUGUACACCAGCUGUGA